Molecule: messenger RNA, 3790 nt
Organism: Artibeus jamaicensis (Jamaican fruit-eating bat)
Lineage: Eukaryota; Metazoa; Chordata; Mammalia; Chiroptera; Phyllostomidae
Gene: SLITRK2
Product: SLIT and NTRK like family member 2
Exons: 3
Coding region: 368-2899 (843 amino acids)
Biological process (GO): positive regulation of synapse assembly; axonogenesis; regulation of presynapse assembly
Cellular component (GO): glutamatergic synapse; membrane
Molecular function (GO): protein binding
Source: RefSeq, a predicted model, not a curated record
UCCAUCCAUCCCCCCACCCCUCCCUCCCCUUCCUGCUCCCUCCAGCUCUGCUUCACUCCUCCCCCUCCACUCCCUCACUCCUUCCUGCUAGCAGCUGCUCCAGUGGGAAUCUGCUUGCUGGGGCCACCGCCUGGGCUAGCAGUGGUGUACUCCAUUGCGGCCUGCACCGGCCUCAGGCUGUGUCGGCUCCGUCGCCUUCCCUGGUCGCCUUCCCAGGUCGCGGAUGCUGUGGGCGCCUCCUUGGGAAGCUCCCAGAGACACUGUCACUGGAUGUUAGACUGCUGGCAGACUGCAGACCAGAAGGGUCCUGUCUUCUCCUGAUGUGUUUGCCCUUAGGUACCUGAGCUGACACCGACGGUGCCUAAAGAUGCUGAGCAGCGUUUGGUUCAUCAGCGUGUUAACCGUGGCCGGGUUCUUACAGGCAGAGAGUCGCAAAACUGCCAAAGACAUUUGCAAGAUCCGCUGCCUGUGCGAAGAGAAGGAAAACGUACUGAAUAUUAAUUGUGAAAACAAAGGAUUUACAACUGUCAGCCUGCUCCAACCACCCCAGUAUCGAAUCUACCAGCUUUUCCUCAAUGGAAACCUUUUGACAAGACUGUACUCCAACGAGUUUGUCAAUUACUCCAAUGCAGUGACUCUCCAUCUAGGUAACAAUGGGCUGCUGGAGAUCCGAACUGGGGCAUUCAGUGGCCUGAAAAUGCUCAAGAGACUACACCUUAACAACAACAAGCUGGAGGUGCUGAGGGAGGACACCUUUGUGGGCUUGGAAAGCCUGGAGUAUCUCCAGGCUGACUACAAUUAUAUCAGUGCAAUCGAGGCAGGAGCAUUCAGCAAACUGAAUAAGCUCAAAGUACUCAUCCUGAAUGACAACCUUCUGCUGUCACUGCCCAGCAAUGUGUUCCGGUUUGUCCUGCUGACCCACUUAGAUCUGAGAGGAAAUAGGCUGAAAGUAAUGCCUUUUGCAGGUGUCCUUGAACAUAUUGGAGGGAUCAUGGAGAUUCAGCUGGAGGAAAAUCCAUGGAACUGCACUUGUGACCUACUUCCUCUCAAGGCUUGGCUGGACACCAUAACUGUUUUUGUGGGGGAGAUUGUUUGUGAAACUCCCUUUAGAUUGCAUGGGAAAGAUGUGACUCAACUGACCAGGCAAGACCUCUGUCCCAGAAAAAGUACUGGUGAUUCCAGUCAGAGGGGCAGCCAUGUUGAUAUACACAUCCAAAGGCUGUUGCCUACAGUGAAUCCUGCUCUCAACCCAACCAGGGCUCCAAAAGCCAGCCGACCACCCAAAAUGAGAAAUCGUCCAACUCCUCGGGUCACUGUGUCUAAGGACAGGCAGAGCUUUGGCCCGAUCAUGGUGUACCAGACCAAAUCCCCUGUGCCCCUAACCUGCCCCAGUAGCUGCGUGUGCACCUCUCAGAGCUCAGACAGUGGUCUAAAUGUAAACUGCCAAGAAAGAAAGUUCACUAAUAUAUCUGACUUGCAGCCCAAACCUACCAGUCCAAAAAAACUCUAUCUGACAGGGAACUAUCUUCAAGCUGUCUAUAAGAAAGACCUCUUAGAUUAUAGUUCUUUGGAUUUGUUACAUUUAGGAAACAACAGGAUUGCAGUCAUUCAGGAAGGUGCCUUCACAAACCUGACCAGUUUACGCAGACUUUAUCUGAAUGGAAAUUACCUUGAAGUGCUGUACCCUUCCAUGUUUGAUGGACUGCACAGCUUGCAGUAUCUCUAUUUAGAGUAUAAUGUUAUUAAGGAAAUCAAACCGCUGACCUUCGAUGCUUUGAUUAACUUACAGCUACUGUUUUUGAAUAACAACCUUCUUAGGUCCUUACCUGAUAACAUAUUUGGGGGCACGGCUCUCACCAGGUUGAAUCUGAGAAAUAACCAUUUUUCUCACCUGCCUGUGAAAGGGGUUCUGGAUCAGCUCCCAGCUUUUAUCCAGAUAGAUCUGCAAGAGAACCCAUGGGACUGCACCUGUGACAUCAUGGGGCUAAAGGACUGGACAGAACAUGCUAAUUCUCCUGUCAUCAUCAAUGAGGUGACCUGUGAGUCUCCGGCUAAGCAUGCAGGGGAGAUCCUGAAGUUUCUGGGGAGGGAGGCUAUCUGUCCAGACAGUCCGAACUUGUCAGAUGGAACCAUUCUAUCAGCGAAUCACAACACAAACACACCUCGGUUGCUUAGUGUAUCUCCCAGUUCCUAUCCUGAAUUACACACUGAAGUUCCACUUUCCAUUUUAAUUUUAGGAUUGCUUGUUGUCUUUAUUUUAUCUGUCUGUUUUGGGGCAGGUUUAUUUGUCUUUGUACUGAAACGCCGAAAGGGGGUGCCAAGUGUUCCGAGGACUGCCAACAACUUAGAUUUAAGUUCCUUUCAGUUACAGUAUGGGUCUUACAACAGUGAGACUCAAGAUAAAAUGGAUGGCCACGUCUAUAACUACAUCCCCCCACCUGUGGGGCAGAUGUGCCAAAACCCCAUCUACAUGCAGAAGGAUGGAGACCCAGUAGCCUAUUAUCGAAACUUGCAAGAAUUCAGCUAUGGCAACCUGGAAGAGAAAAAAGAGGAGGAGGCAGCUUACACUAUAAGUGCCAAUGAGUUGCUAGAAAAGCAGACCACACCCAGAGAGCCAGAGUUGCUGUAUCAGAAUAUUAUUGAGCGUGUUAAGGAACUCCCCAGUGCAGGACUAGUCCACUAUAACUUUUGUACCUUACCUAAAAAGCAGUUUGCCCCAUCAUAUGAAUCUCGACGCCAAAACCAAGACAGAAUCAAUAAAACCGUUUUAUAUGGAACUCCCAGGAAAUGCUUUGUGGGGCAGUCAAAACCCAACCACCCUUUACUGCAAGCUAAGCCUCAAUCAGAACCAGACUACCUCGAAGUUCUGGAAAAACAAACUGCAAUCAGUCAUCUGUGAAGGGAAAUCGUUUACAAUUCUAUGGCAUCAAAGGAUGCUGCUCCAAACUGUUGGAAACAUUGUGUUUGUUUUCCAGUUUGUGGUCUCCCUUUCCCAGCCAUCAGUGGGGAACUUGGAAAAUGAUUGGUGAUAGGGUGAAGCAAUUAUACUUUUUUUUCAAGCUUUCCUUUAAAUUAUUUUUCUCCUGCCCACCCACCCCUAAUUUUUUCAUUCUCUCCUUAGGAAUCAUCAUUCAACAUAAAUGUUUCUACAAUGAAGUUUUUCAUAUAUUUUGUUUAUGGUUUCAUUUCUUUUUUCUUUUUCCAGUGGGGAGUGGGAAGAGGAGAUUAUAGUGAAUGAAGAAAGAGUAAGCAAAGUUUUCAAAUAAAAAUGAGUAUUUAGUGUAUUUUGUAGAAGAUCUCCAAAGAUCUUUUGAGACUAUAAAUUCUUUUGUAAAUAAUGAUAUAUGGUAUUUCGAUCUUCAGUUACCAAGUAUAGCCACUAGGCAUCAAUUCUUUAUGUUAAAGUGCCUUUGCACUUUAAGUACGUUACUUAAAUGUUGCUUUUAGCUUCAAUAAAUUGAACAUAUUCUAAUGUGUUGUAUUUUUUGAAAUUAAAACACUGUAAAGUAGAUAAUAAUGUCAGCUAUAUUAAGUCAAUGUACAAUUUGCUUGAGUUAUAGAUACCAGCCUGUCAUCAAAUUAUUCUAAUUCUAAGACUUUAUAGAUUUAACUGUAAAAUAUUUCCUUUCCACUGAAUUUGUUCUAAGUGAUUUUAUUUUGGUCAACUAAGGGGACUUAACAGUGGACUAGAGGUAAUAAUCUUUCUCAGUCUGGCUUAGUAAUUCAUUAAUAAAAUAUAUUUAACCCAAUAUCAGAGUGAAUUGAACAAUUAAUGCCCUUUGUAAGUCAU